CUGCAGAAUUGUUUACCUCCAUAUUUGAGAUUAGUACGUAGCAAUGUGGCAUCGUUCCUUGCUGUCUCUAGCAUGGGCCUUGGUUCUUUUGGCUUCUUCUUCAUCCUUUGCCUCAGCUCGAGUCGUACAACAUACGUUUAAUGUUCAAAAUCUUACUCUGAAUCGGUUAUGCCGAAAUCAAGUAAUCACUGCGGUGAAUGGAAGUCUUCCAGGACCAACUAUUGUAGUUCAAGAGGGUGAUAUGCUUGUUGUCCAUGUUAAUAACAAUUCGCCAUAUAAUGUCACUAUUCACUGGCAUGGAGUGUUCUAGUUAAUGAGCGGAUGGGCCGAUGGGCCUGAAUAUAUUACACAAUGCCCAAUCCGACCCGGUCAAAAUUACACCUACAGAUUUAACGUGACUCGCCAAGAAGGAACUCUAUGGUGGCACGCACACUUCAAAGUGCUCCGCGCCACUGUUCAUGGAGCCUUAAUCAUCCAACCCACACUCACUCGCUCAUACCCAUUUCCAAAGCCAUAUAAGGAAAUCUCAGUUGUCCUUGGCGAGUGGUGGAAUGCCGAUAUUAUGGACGUGGAGGCGCAAGCCACGGCCACUGGGACUCCGCCAAAUACAUCUAAUGCUUUUACCAUCAACGGCCAGCCUGGAGAUCUCUACCCAUGCUCCUCGAACAACACGGUUAGGUUCACGUUGGUACAUGGAAAGACCUAUCUUCUACGAGUAAUCAAUGCUGCACUCAACACUCCGUUAUUCUUCAAGAUCGCCAACCACAAAUUCACAGUGGUAGCCGUCGACGCGGCCUACACCAAUCCCUACCCCACCGACGUCUUGGUCUUAGCACCAGGCCAGACCGUUGACGCACUAAUGAAGGCAGAUCAAUUUCCGCGAUGGUAUUACAUGGCGGCGAGUGCCUACGUAGCCCUUCCACUUGUUCCGUUCGUCAAUAUCUCUGCCACCGCGAUUAUAUCGUACCUUGGUGCAUGGAAGUCGACGCCCGUGCUGCCCGUAAUGCCCAACUCCAGAGACACGACCACGGCAAACAACUUCCUUUUCAACCUGACCGGGCUUACCAGCAGCCCGUUUUGGUCACCAGUCCCUUUGAACAUAGAUGAGCGCAUGGUUGUGACGGUGGGGCUGGGUCUUUCCUUCUGCGACGCCUCGAGCGGGAUCUGCGGCGGGCCGGCGGGGAUGAAGAUAGCAGCGUCCAUGAACAACGUGUCGUUCGCGCUCCCAACGAGGUUGUCGAUCAUGCAAGCGUAUUAUAAUAAUGUAAGCGGGAUUUACACGACUGAUUUCCCCAACAACCCGCCAGUGGCGUUCGACUACACAAACCCGAACAAUGAGGCGAACUUUGCGUUGAUCCCAACGGUGAAGGGGACGAAGGUGAAGGUGUUCAAGUACAACACGACAGUGGAGAUGGUGUUCCAGAACACGGCGCUGCUUGCUUCGGACGAUCAUCCGAUGCACUUGCACGGUGUGAAUUUCUACGUGGUGGGGCUGGGCUUCGGCAACUACAAUCCCAAAAUUGAUACUAAGAAUUUCAACUUGGUGAACCCGCAGGAGCGCAAUACUGUUAUGGUUCCCUCCUACGGAUGGGUGGUCAUUAGGUUCCGAGCUAAUAAUCCAGGUGUAUGGUUCCUACAUUGUCACAUAGAUGCACACGUGCCGUGGGGUCUGGCUAGUACUUUUAUCAUUCAAAAUGGGCCGACACCAUCUACAAGGUUGCCUCCACCACCUGCAGAUCUUCCCAAAUGCUAGUUCACCGUUUCUACACAGAUAAAUAUAUACUUGUUUAAAUAUAUCAAGCUAUUUGGGAGAAAUUUGGUUCUCGAUUUGAUAAAAGUUCGCUUAAUGAAGAUUGUUAGCUUAGCGAAUACAGUUUAAGCUUACUAAUCUUUAGUUUAUUAAUUUAUGAGUAAGCUUGUCAAGUAAAUUAAAGUAGUAUUAACUAGCUAUAUUCUCUUCAUCUCUCAAAAUUAUAGCAUUUUUGCUAUUUUUGGCAUCCGUUGUAAUACCCGGGCUUUUGAUGACGUGUUUAGUUGCUUGAGUUUGAGUAAUUAGGGUAUCCUUUGUUUGAUUACUUGUACAGAGAUGAGGAGUUAUAUGAAGUUUUCUUGUUUUUUU
Salvia miltiorrhiza (redroot sage) is the source of this 2119-nucleotide messenger RNA. Its product is annotated as laccase-7-like. The transcript is spliced from 6 exons. Gene Ontology annotation, molecular function: copper ion binding; hydroquinone:oxygen oxidoreductase activity. The coding region runs from base 314 to 1753 and encodes 479 amino acids. The record is from RefSeq and is a predicted model, not a curated record. Gene Ontology annotation, biological process: lignin catabolic process. NCBI's taxonomy places the organism in Eukaryota, Viridiplantae, Streptophyta, Magnoliopsida, Lamiales, Lamiaceae. Gene Ontology annotation, cellular component: apoplast.